Molecule: messenger RNA, 3442 nt
Organism: Pangasianodon hypophthalmus (striped catfish)
Lineage: Eukaryota; Metazoa; Chordata; Actinopteri; Siluriformes; Pangasiidae
Gene: tmem71
Product: transmembrane protein 71
Exons: 13
Coding region: 1119-1973 (284 amino acids)
Source: RefSeq, a predicted model, not a curated record
AAUAGUACGUAGUCCAUAGUUCAAAGCUGUUUAGCAGGAUAACCCAGUUAGCUAGCUUUGUACUUAGGUAUCUAAUUUGAUCUAAUUUGAUAACAUGCACUCUGAACAGCUGAUACACAAUUUUUAAUUUGACGCAAUGAGAAUAAACGCAUCCUUCUCUGUCCAUUUGACUUUAAACAUUCCGUUUUCGUCGACGACUUUUUUUUUUUUUUAAACAAACAAUAUUGUCAGUUCGCUAAUCAGACCAGAGAGGGAAAAUAAAAUGAAAAACCGAUGUGAAAACUCUUCUUUCUGAAUAUGUCACUAGUCCUAUACUGUCUGUUCAGAUGAGCUGCCAGUUUAUAAAUGCAUGUGAUUGGACCAAACCGACACAGAUGAGGAUCUGCUACAGAAGCCGCAAAGGUUCCCGUAGAGACUCGCUGAACUACAACAAGCGGUUUUUCAUGCGUUGAUCUGCUCAGCUCCAGCUGUGUCCCCCGCCCCCAAGUUCUCAGUACGGUCCGCUGAAAUAUUUUGCUGGGUCCGCAAAUGGACGACCCCUGGUCUGUUCUGGUCUGUUUGCGUCAUGUUAAACCAAAUCCUUUAUAAAAGCAAGACUCUAAAAACAAACAGAGCUGGAGAUAUUGGAGGAAUUGAAAGUGUCUAGCUGAUCUCGUAUUUGGAGGUGGGAUCGCAGCGCUUCCCUCUAAUUUAACAUUGCGACUGUUUUCGUUUCCGCACAGGAAAGCUGGGUACGCUUCGUGGCUAUAAAAGGAGAUAGGACUGACGCCUAAUUAAGUGCGUCCAGUUGGGUCCUGGAAGUGACGUCAAUUUUGGUGCUCCGGGUGCACAUUCUGGAGCGUGGCUGAGGAGAACUACGGAUGCAUUGAGUGAAGGCUGAUCUCUGCGAGGGUUUAAUUUGCAUGCCGCCGAGCACAUUGGGCGGGGUGUGUUGUCAGUCGCAGAAUUGGGGGGCUAACAUUAGCCAGAGUACUCCGUGUGUGGUGGUGGUGCGGCUGUCAGCUUGCAGUGUUCACAACGGGUGAUUUGGUGCUGUGGUGGCACAUGUGGUUGCUGUGUUUAUUGGAUAGGCAAGACGAUUUCCCCAGUUCUGAAGUGGCUGUUCAGCAGUAGGAACCAUGGAUAUAUUCUUCAGAGGCACCAUAACAAGUUCUCCUAUAAAAACCAGGAAUGCACAGGGAUGUCAGCCAUCCUACAGUUUUCACACAUCCUUCCUCUCUGAUGCUUCUUAUGAGUGUUUCUCCACCAAUCCGGAAACAGGCUUAGUGCACCUGUGCCGUAGAAGUCCACGCCUACUUGCAAAUGGCUACUAUGUACUGACAGAAGACAGUGUUGUUACCGAUGAUGAGGGUAACCUGACCCUCACUCCAACACAGACCAACAUUUCCUACAAAGAAAAUAUUGCUCGUGUGUGUGUUUAUAGAAUUUUCCGUCGGAGGCGCAAAACCAGAAGGUCUUUUGCCACACUCUUGAAUGACGUCAGCCAGUCCUUGCUCAGUGGAAGCAUUUUUGGUAGAGAUGGUACCCUGUCGUCUGCUGAAUUGUCAUCAUGUUUGGAUGUUAACAGCGGCACUGAACAAGACACCUCUGUCUAUUUUACAUAUGGUCCUACAGAAAUUGUGCCUCUUAAAGACAAAGAAAGUUUUUUACCAGAGGUGGAGUCUCUCUGUGAAGACUGUUCUGCCCCUGUUCUGCCUGCUCAGUCACUGAAUAGUCUGAUUGAUGUCCCACCAGAAUCUAAAUGUUACUGCACACCCAACAACCCACCCUCAGAUGCCAUGUUUAGGAAGGCCUUCCUUGUCCUCCUUUUCACACUGUGUCUCUGUGCGAACAUGUUUUCCAGAUAUGUGUGUGGAGGAAUUGCUGUAGCAAUGACUUUCCUUUUCCUGAUAUCAUCUAUAUGUGGCUCUAAGUCUGGAACAGCAUGCACAAUUUGGACCAAGACUGAGGAUAUCACAUCAAGAAUUGAGUGAUGAAGAAACACACACGGUCUAACAGACACUCAUACACACAGUCACAUAAGCAGAAGUGAAUCAUUGAAUUAAUCAUUCAGGUAACUCAAGUAUGUGCAAAUGUGCAUCACUAUGCCCAAAUUUGUUAGCUUUCUAAUGCCUGUGGUCACUUCUCUUUGUACGCUGUCUACUAUUCAGGAGAUUGUAAGGUUGGUCUCUCAAAGAAGCAACAUAACCAGAAAAAAUGUUACAUACAAAGUCACUCCUCACUGUUCAAUUACUCACUUGUACACAUUUUUCUAUUCUAUAUCUUUGUAAUUCAAGAGUCUAUCCACUAACAAUUCUGUAGAACCAAAUUACGAUUUUCUUUUCAAUUAGUAAAGCAUCGGGUCUAGAAGAGCACCUGACAAUAGUGUACAAUGAAGGAACAUAUGGCUAUGGAAUAGAAAAUGAAGUUAAAAAAAGAUUAUAAUGACUAUAGAAAAAGACUAUAAUGAUGUUUAUGUUAUAUUUAUAUUAUUACUUAUAUUAUUAUCUAAGUAUGGGCCAGUAGUAGGGAAUUCCCACUCUGUUUAUAAUAUAGUGUUAGAUGUAUUUUAUUCUGUGUAGUAAUAAUGAUGAUGAUUAUUAUGAAUAAUAAUAAUAAUAAUAAUAAUAACUUUGAUGUUGUCUCUGAGACAUAGCAAUAGAAAUGGUUCAGCUGCACCCAGCAUGGCUUAUUAGAUCAGUGUUGUGAAUAUUAACAUGUUCAGUAGAUUUGCAUUGUACUUUGGCUCAGAAAUAUAUUCAUCAGUGCCUCUGUUGAGGUCAGCACAAACAUGUCUUGAUUGACCUUCAGUACAGUUGGCAAUAUUGUAAUUAGUUAUUUUUUACAUUGAGAAAUAUUACAUUAUAAUAUAUAAGAAAUGUUAUACUUGUGUUAGCAUUCCAUAGAUGGUAAAGUGGACCACAAUGAUCUCAUCCUCUGGGUUGGUUAAAUUUAGACCAUUGGGCUUUAACUGAAAGUUGGAAUAAGACAGCAGCAAAAACACAUCUUUUAAAAGUGGAGAGUUGGAGGUGUGAAGAGGUGCUAAUUAUUGAUCAUUAAGUGCCUUUCCUUUUGCAUCUUCAGUUAAUCUUAUUCAUGGCUAUGUGACAUAGCUCAGAUUCAAACCUGAAGCCCUGCUGUAGGGUGCACAUUUUUAGUGCAAUGCAAUGAUUUUAAUGAGUCCCAAACUGCUAGUAGGGUUUUGUUUGACCUGGACUUUCCAUUACAGGGUCCAGCCUUUCUUGAAUGUUCAGUGACACAGCCACUAACUCUGCAUGUACUGUAUGUUAUUGGCUAAUAUGAAUAACAGAACUGUAUAUACAGUACUGUACAAAAGUCUUAGGCACAUGCAAAGAAAUGCUGUAGAGCAAAGAUGCCUUCAAAAAUAAUGAAAUUAAAUGUUUCUACAUUUAAAAAAAACUAUAAAGAGCAGUAAACAGUAAUAAAUGAAACUUCAAGUCAA